AUGCCGACCCGCGCACGGGGAUACAGCAGGAGGGGUCCUAAUGCCGACCCGCGCACGGGGAGUCAGAGGGGUCCUAAUGCCGACCCGCGCACGGGGAGUCAGCGGGGUCCUAAUGCCGACCCGCGCACGGGGAGCCAGCGGGGUCCUAAUGCCGACCCGCGCACGGGGAGCCAGCAGCGGGGUCCUAAUGCCGACCCGCGCACGGGGAGUCAGCAGCGCGGUCCUAAUGCCGACCCGCGCACGGGGAUACAGCGGGGUCCUAAUGCCGACCCGCGCACGGGGAUACAGCUGGGUCCUAAUGCCGACCCGCACACGGGGAGCCAGCGGGGUCCUAAUGCCGACCCGCACACGGGGAUCCAGCGCGGUCCUAAUGCCGACCCGCGCACGGGGAGUCAGAGGGGUCCUAAUGCCGACCCGCACACGGGGAUACAGCUGGGUCCUAAUGCCGACCCGCGCACGGGGAGUCAGAGGGGUCCUAAUGCCGACCCGCACACGGGGAUACAGCUGGGUCCUAAUGCCGACCCGCGCACGGGGAUCCAGCGCGGUCCUAAUGCCGACCCGCACACAGGGAGCCAGAGGGGUCCUAACGCCGACCCGCACACGGGGAUCCAGCAGGGUCCUAAUGCCGACCCGCGCACGGGGAGUCAGCGGGGUCCUAAUGCCGACCCGCGCACGGGGAGUCAGAGGGGUCCUAAUGCCGACCCGCACAGGGAUACAGCGGGGUCCUAA
Molecule: messenger RNA, 729 nt
Organism: Colius striatus (speckled mousebird)
Lineage: Eukaryota; Metazoa; Chordata; Aves; Coliiformes; Coliidae
Product: S-antigen protein-like
Exons: 2
Coding region: 1-729 (242 amino acids)
Source: RefSeq, a predicted model, not a curated record